AUGCGCACGCUCACCUUUACCAACCGCGAUGUCCUGAAUACUACCCUCGUUCCCAACGACGAGGGCGAGCAUCCGUACGCCAUUGAGACGGUGCGGUCUAGGAGCGGCGAGAAGAUCACAAUUGUGAGCGGCACCUCGCCCGCCGCGUCAAUAUACUGGAACGAGCACUACUUCGUUAUGGGCAGCGAGUCGCUGCCUGUUAAGAGCCUGGAGCAUGAUGUAUGGGUGAAAGGAAGAUACACAAGCGCGCGAGCUUGGCGGUGGAGUAAAUUCGAGUAUGAAGUGGAUUAUGCGGAAGGAGGGUGGACGGUGGGUUACAUGGUCAACUCUGUUCGUGUGCUUCGUGCUGAGGCAGCCCAGGUCAAAGACGUCCUGUCCUCGCACCCAGACACUACAGUCGCGUACUUGCGCUCUGCGCGUACGCAUCUUUUGCACAAGACCGAGCCUGCACAAUUGAUAGUCAAGCCUGACGUUUCGUCGGAAGGGUUCGCGUUCUUGUUAUUGGCGCUCAUUUACUCAGAGUGGCGCCGGCUGGAGGUGCUGGGCGACAACAGAAGGGGUCUGCUAGCGGUGGCGCCGGCCGGCGCGUUUUGCUGA
Messenger RNA from Schizophyllum commune H4-8, 597 nucleotides. RefSeq lists its product as uncharacterized. Bases 1 to 597 code for a protein of 198 amino acids. NCBI's taxonomy places the organism in Eukaryota, Fungi, Basidiomycota, Agaricomycetes, Agaricales, Schizophyllaceae. The transcript has 2 exons. The record is from RefSeq and is a predicted model, not a curated record.